UUGGGUGCGCUGCCGUUUAUCGUGCUUCAUGAUUUUAUAAAGAUUUUUCGUUAAUCAAUUAUAAUAUCCUUACCUGUAAUUCUGCAUCGGUUUGUUAUAUGUGUUCAUAGUGAUUUUUUACUGUGCAUGGUAAUCAAUGCUGCUGUGCACUGAAUAUGGCUGACGAAAGACUAGUGGUCCUGAACCGUAGUGAUAAUUUGGGAUUUGGAUUCUCACUGCUCGGCGAAGCCGGUUUGCCACACAUUAUAUACGAAAUCGAAGAAAACUCUCCUGCAGCUCGUAGCGGCGAGGUGGAGGCUGGAGACGUAUUGCUCAAGGUCAAUGGGACUGACGUGAACCGGUUCACCACACGAGAAGUUUUAAAAUGUUUGCGACUAUCGUCGGAUCCCGUCACUUUAAGACUGAAAAAGGACCCACAGAUCAAAGCGAACGUGAGGCGGUACUUGUCGUCAGGCGAACGGCGGACGAGCGGACCGAGAACGAAUCACGAUAAAAGCUCGCCACCCUCCAGUAAAUCCAGCAAAUCGUCCAACAGCAACUCAUCGAGCAACUCGUCAAGCAACGGGUCCGGCGUGCAAUCGGGCGAGAGCUGCGAGGCUCUCCUGACCGAGGACCGCGUGGACCGGCGGCCUCGGGCCAACCAGCCCAAGUUCGAGGCCUACAUGAUGACGGGGGACCUCAUGCUCAACCUGUCCAGGGUCGAGCACCCACACCACAACAACCAUGUGCCUAUGCACCGGACACACUACCAUAGGUACAAUUCGACGCCAGCGUCACCAAUAGAAAGCCGGCUAGGCGGGCGGGAGGUCACACAGCGGCACAACUCCUCGCCCGACACCGGCCUACUCGGAGACCACUCCAACAAAUUAUAUAGUUCGCAGCCCGCGUCGCCGGCGGGCGGCACGACGGGCGCCGAGCUGCCGGCGCGCGCGCCGCUCGCCGUGCGCACCUCGCGCUCAGAGGACCAUCUCCAGAAGGAGUCAUCCCUGAGCGCGGUAGCAGUAGACAUGGAAGAGGACGUGACGUCAUCACUCAACACAUUACUCGACGCGCGGCCCGACUCCGCCACUCCCGGCCCUCGGUCAGAAUCGGACCCCGUCCGGGACAGCCGGAUCGUGUGGACGUACAACGCGCCUGUGUCUUCGGCGUCAGAGCGGACGCACUGCAACGGCUCCGGACACACGUCGAAUUCCACCUCCAUUUCUGACGGCAUGUCACAAAGAUCAUCAUCGCCCGCGUCGCCGACGUCAGCGUCGUCGUCGGUGAUGUCGUCGCGCGCCACGCCGCCGCACCGCCACGCGCACGCGCCACACAACAUCAACCACCGCCCGCUCAACGGCGACAUGAGUCUCUCAGAAGCCAUCUCCAACAUCUCCAGCCCCGACUACCAAGACCAAGAUGACAUGUUCGAGACUGGCCGAGAAUGCCCUCGGAUGGAGCUCUCCGAUCCUUCGGACUCCGACUCCACCAUCCUAGUCUCCGAGCCCUGCCACAAGCGGGCCAAGUCCAACUCCUUCUCAAAUGACCAUGGCAGCGAUGUGACCCUCAACGGAGAUAAUAAUGAUUAUAGAAUAGUAAUACAGGUCAAGGGACCGGACAAAGGAGGCAAUGCGGAGAAUGUAAAUAAUAAUAAUAGUUAUGCGAAUGGCAAGGAGAAUGGACAUUUACCGGAGAAUCAGGGGUAUCAGGAGCUCGGCAGCGGUUCGGACGGGGGCUCCGACGAGGGUUCUGAUGGCGACUCGCUGCACUCGUUCCACUACAGCCCGAAGGCCGUCGACAUACCGUCCGCCUCGCGCCUCGCCAAGCGGCUCUACCAUUUAGACGGCUUCAAGAAGUCUGAUGUGUCGAGGCAUUUGAGCAAAAACAACGAAUUUUCUCGUGCCGUGGCCGAGGAGUACGUGAAGCACUUCGACUUCGCAGGCGCGACGCUUGACGCGGCGCUGCGAGAAUUUCUCGCGAGGUUCGCGCUCAGCGGCGAGACGCAGGAGCGCGAGCGCGUUCUCGUGCACUUCUCGAGAAGGUAUCUCGAGUGCAACCCGGGUUCCUUCAACUCGCAAGACGCGGUGCAUACCCUAACCUGUGCAAUCAUGUUGCUCAACACCGACCUCCACGGUCUUGCAUCAGGCGGCGCCUUCCGGCGGAUGUCCUGCGCUGAAUUUGUGGACAACCUCGCAGAGUUGAACGAUGGCGAAAAUUUCCCGAGAGACACACUCAAGCAUCUAUACCAUGCCAUCCGGACUCAGCCGUUACAAUGGGCACUUGACACAGACACUAGCGCCGCGGCGGCGCCGGCGGGCGCGGGCGCGGAGGCGACUCGCGCCGGCGCUAAUCCCUUCCUCGAUGUCCCCGACCAAUCACGAGCGGUCGAAUACAAGAAGGGCUACGUCAUGAGGAAAUGCUGCGUGGAUCCCAAUGGCAAGAAAACUCCAUUCGGCCGGCGUGGGUGGAAGAUGUUUUACUGCACGCUGCGUGACCUCGUGCUGUUCCUACAUAAAGACGAGCACGGGUUCCGACGCGGGCAGAUGUCUGAUAAUCUACACAAUGCUAUCAGAAUACACCACGCUCUGGCGACGAAAGCGACUGACUAUACGAAAAAGCAGCACGUCUUCAGAUUGCAAACGGCGGACCAGGCUGAAUAUCUCUUCCAGACCAGCGACUCAAAGGAACUGUGUUCUUGGGUGGAGACGAUCAACUUCGUGUGCGCCGCGUACUCGGCGCCGCCCCUCGCCGGCGCCGUCGGCUCGCAGCGCAAGUUCCAGCGCCCGCUGCUGCCCUGCUCUCACACCCGCCUGUCCAUGCGCGAGCAACUAGCGGAGCACGAAGAGCGAGCGGCGCGUUUGGAAGAAGAGUUGGCGGCGCUCAGGCACGCGCGGGACGGGCCCGCCGCUAGGGAUAAGGACCAUUACUUGCAAUAUGAGGUGAAGCGGUACCGCACGUACGCGGCGGUGAUGCGCGCGCGCGCGGGCGGCGCGGGCGCGGAGGCGGCGGCGCCCGCGCUGCCCGCGCGCGCCCCGCCCGCGCCCGAGCGCGCGCCGCCGCCCUGACGCGCCAUGGCGGUGUUCGCCGCCUGCGUGCUGUGACCCGCGCCCGCGCCCGCGCCCGCGCCCGGCCUGCUGGCGUCGCUCAAGGACCUGUUCUGCGGCCCCGCAGUACUGCUGUAAACUGCUACAUUGGUACAACGCCUCCCAUACGAUAACUCUAUACGACAGGUUGAAAGGGCUUGUAAUGUUGACGUGGUGCUUAAAACUAAAAUUACUCCUAGCAGUCUAGUACGGCCACAUUCGAAUUUAUCAGGUCGAGGUGCUCGGCUCACAAAUAUCUCGAUCUGAUGUGUAACUUGCGUUUUUGCAGAUAAGUCCAUACGUCUAGCACAUUUUCUAGUAUGUACUCGCGUGGGAAAACGAGAUUAGUUAAACCGCCUGUUUCAUAAUAGAAAAUGAAGAUAAUAUUGGACAAAAUAUACAUACCGAUAAAAUUGUUUUUAAUAUUCCUACUGAAAUUCUAGAUUGUCUCAGCAUCUAACUUCCGCUUCCGCUUUCCCGUUACCUUUUACACUUUUCGUUAUGUUUUCCAUAAAUUAACGAACAUGAUUAUCUUCUGACAAACUUCUAUAAAUAAUCAUAGUCUUUUAAAGUUCUUAGAAAGUACCAUUGCGAUCACCAGUGAUUUGUAUUUAAAUCAUUUUGGUUUGAGCGCAAUUUCUGUGUUUCUCAAUUAUUAAAAGACUUUUUUAUACAGAUACUUUUUUGAAAAAAGUACUCAUAUAUGACACUGACCGCAAAGCCCAGGUCAAUGUUACAAAUUUAUAAAAACUAGUCAAUGUAAUCGUAUCGGGGAGUUCAAAUUCAUCCCACCUAAUCGGAUCGUGACCAAAAAUAGAAGUAACCUACGGCCCGAAGGCGACCUUCAAUUCUAGCGACCUAGGCUAACCCCCUUAUUCAUAAACGUUCACUAAAGUUAUCAAGCCGAUAAAGUUCGUUUGUCCCUUUCUGACGUAUUUAGUGUGAUAGAAAAGGACAAACGAACUUUAUCCGCUUGAUAACUUUAGUGUACGUUUAUGCAUAAGGGGUUAGCAUUUAGUUUCUACAGCGAUUCAAUAGCAACUAGCUUAGCUAGAUCUAGUUAAAAUAGGAGCCCUCCUUUUGUAAUUGCUAACAUGCAAAUUUACAUAAAUGAACAUCAAUGUUUUUGUAAGAUUUAUAAGGUGAGUUGACUUUUCUUGAGCUGGCAACUGUAACAUAGUUUAUUAAUUAUUGGUUACUUUAGCAAGCAGUUAUAACAUACACAAAAGAAACAACGUGUAGCACCCUCUAUACAAAUUGUUUGCUAUGGAAAUUUGACUUUAGUUGUACCUAUUUUAUGUACAUCGGAUUAAAAGUUAUAUGAGACAAAAGACGUGCUAAUUUGUAUAUUUUAUUGUAGGUUGAAAUUCCAUCGAAAUUGAAUUUCAGUACAUAGAAAUGUAUGUACACAGGACGAUACGAGUAAAAAGAGUUGCCUGAAUAGUUACAGAGAGAGGAACACAUGACAAAUAGUUAGGUUUGCCAAAGCAAAAAAACGAUUUUUUUUGACUUGCCAUAGACGACUCAGUAAAAACUCGUUUAGCUAAUUUGUUUAUAUCCAUGACUAUUUCAACAGUUGUCUAAAAGACCAAGAAAAGUUUAAUUGAUCUUAUAAAAAGCACAGAAAGGCUAUACAGGUUAAUAAAUAGCCUAUAGCAUAGUGCCUAUAGGUCUUCAAAAGUAAACCUGUAUGUUAGCAACGCGGACCGCAUGCCCGGCCAGUCCAUUCUAGUCGCACGUGUAGCUAAGCUAAGUGCUGUCAGAAGUAGCUGAACGGACGAGGUGUCUAAAAUGAUCUGAACAAGUACUUAUUAACAUUUCAUGUGAGUGGUUGUCGUGUAUUAAAAUCUCGGUCUUUCUGUGCUUAGAACAGAAAAUUUCAUGUAAAAUGAAAAUUGCUAAAAAUAUCGUUCAGGUUGAUGAACCUACACGAUAAGGAGUAAAGAUGUCCUCUUGAACUGUAGAUUGACCAAAGGUUAUCUGGAAGAGAUCGCUCUUAAGCGAUAAGACCGCCUGUUGUUACCUCAGUUUAAUUUGUUUUUGUUUCUUGUGUAUUACUUGUAAACUAG
This is a messenger RNA of Leguminivora glycinivorella, 5131 nucleotides long. RefSeq names its product PH and SEC7 domain-containing protein (gene Efa6). Gene Ontology annotation, molecular function: guanyl-nucleotide exchange factor activity; protein binding; phospholipid binding. Bases 156 to 3044 code for a protein of 962 amino acids. Gene Ontology annotation, biological process: regulation of ARF protein signal transduction. Lineage: Eukaryota; Metazoa; Arthropoda; Insecta; Lepidoptera; Tortricidae. The transcript has 21 exons. The record is from RefSeq and is a predicted model, not a curated record.